UGCAGAUGUUAAGUAAUGUGUUUCUGCUUGGUGGGAGUCUUGCAAAAAAAAUCGACCAUACACAUAGAAGUCUAUAUUCAACAACAAAUUGCAAAGGUAGACAUUUCAGUUUAGUCUACAAAAUAGGCUUUUUGUUAAUAAUAAGUAAUAGCUAUACAGGAAAAACAUUAACAUUAACUGCAAUGUCAUCGAGCAAUUCAACUGCUGGUGUUCCUAAAUGGGAAUAUCGUGCUCGUUUUCUGCUGUGUUUUCUGGGGUUAGUUCUUUCGAUUUAUGCGCUGCACGUCGAGCUGUCCCGGGAGAGAAAUCCCGAGUACCGCGCGAUGUGCGACCUGGGCGACUCUGUUAGUUGCUCAAAGGUCUUCACCUCCAGAUGGGGACGUGGAUUUGGGCUCGUGCAGAUCUUCACUUCCAAAGACAGUGUUUUAAACCAGCCGAACAGUGUGUUGGGAAUAAUUUUCUAUACACUGCAACUGGGUUUGGGUCAGCUAGUGUCCAGUAGAGCAGCAUUCUUCCUUGUUAUGUCAUCUUGGGUGUCAGUGGCUGGCUCUUUGUAUCUGGCUGCUAUUCUUGCAUUCGUAUUGGGUGAUUUCUGUAUGGUGUGUGUAUCGACCUACAUCGUAAACUUUGCACUCCUCUACACCAACCUAAAGAGGAGGACAGGAUUGGAGGGACAGGUGAAGAUAGAAAAGAAUGAAUAAAGAUCAGUAUGUGUUUGCUUGAGUCACAGUGCCACAGUGUUACACUUUUAGGUGAAAUCAACCUAAAAAUGCCUCUGCAUUUUAUGUUGGGAUAUGAAAAAGAACUUUAAUAUAAAUAAAAUUACACACAUCAGCUUUAAGAAGUGAACAAACUACUUCUUCACUGAAGUUAUGAUACAGUUACCACACAGCACGUUGUAUGGCGUUGAUAAUCAUGCCCUUUGUUUUUAAUUUUAUUUCCAGAUUGUUACGUGUACAUCACAAGUAAAAUGUGAAACUGAUUUCUGAUCAAAAUGUUUUUACAGCUGUAUGUGUUUAAUAAAGGAAGGUUAUCCUUUAAAUCCUG
Molecule: messenger RNA, 1047 nt
Organism: Myxocyprinus asiaticus (Chinese sucker)
Lineage: Eukaryota; Metazoa; Chordata; Actinopteri; Cypriniformes; Catostomidae
Gene: vkorc1
Product: vitamin K epoxide reductase complex, subunit 1
Exons: 3
Coding region: 6-701 (231 amino acids)
Biological process (GO): vitamin K metabolic process; peptidyl-glutamic acid carboxylation
Molecular function (GO): vitamin-K-epoxide reductase (warfarin-sensitive) activity
Source: RefSeq, a predicted model, not a curated record